This is a messenger RNA of Acytostelium subglobosum LB1, 306 nucleotides long. RefSeq lists its product as hypothetical. The transcript has a single exon. The coding region runs from base 1 to 306 and encodes 101 amino acids. The record is from RefSeq and is a predicted model, not a curated record. Lineage: Eukaryota; Evosea; Eumycetozoa; Acytosteliales; Acytosteliaceae.
AUGUAUGGUGGCUCUUUCUCCUCCUCUGGUUCUUCCAGCUUGUCGUUCGUAGUAGUAGUAGUAGCUGAUUCCUCGUUUGAUCCAUCUUUCUCAUCAUCAUCCUGUGUCGUCGUUGAUGCCGUUGAUGUUGUGGAUGUCGUUGAAGUAGUUGUUGUUGAUGUUGUAGUUGGCGCUGUGUAUUGGAUAUCAUCCUCCUCGAUCACUUUCUUCUUUGGAUGGAAUGAUGAAAGGUCCAAUAAACUGGUGAGCAACAAGUCAACACAGUCAUCUUCAUACAUCAAGUCUGAUCCAACUAUCAUAUCAUAA